AUGCCUCAACUAACUGAAAAAACAGUGAUUAAGGUUCUUGUUUGUGGAGAUCGGUUUGUUGGAAAGAGUAGUGUAGUUUCAAGUUGGAGUGCAAGUAAAAAGAAUGGAAAAUUCAUUGAAAAAAGAAAAAAUUCUCAAGCGGAAAUAACGAGAAUGGAAAUUAACAAUCAAUAUUUUGUUGAUUUUUACGUUUUUGGAUGGGGGGAACCUCCGUCGUCAUAUAACGAAGUUCUCUCAGAGAAAACAAACUUUGUUUUGAUUGUAUAUGACACAAGUAAUAAUCAAUCAUGGAUUAAUGCAACAAGUGUAUGGUUGGACUGGUUUGAAAAAUUUUCUCCAAAUGUUAAUAUAAUGCUACUAGGUACAAAAACUGACACAUCAAGAAAGGUUUCAUCUAUUAAGGAUUGUGAAAACUUUUGUAAAUCGUAUAUUUUAAAAAGAGAAGAGGCUGGUAAUUAUGGCGUUGGGAAUGGUCUUUUUUUUAUGGAGGUUUCUCCAAAAAUAGGAACAAAUAUGGAUUUAACCUUGAGUAUUUUGUUAAUAAGGAUAUCCCAUUUGGUUUCUAUUUUAAAAGAAAACGAUGAUAUUCCACAAGAAAUUAGUUCAUCAUCAUUUCAAGUGUUACCAACAACACCAAGAAAUGGAUCAAGUAUGCACCAAAAUAAUCCUCAUUCCAGAAUUGAAUCAAACCUGUACCAAAAUAACCCUCCAUCUACGAAUGAUGAUAGCAUCAAUUCCAUGAAUUAUCAAAAUAAUCCUCAUUCCAGAAAUGAAACAAGUCUCUAUCAAAAUAUCCCUUCUUCUAUGAAUCAAAAUUACAACAGUUCACAACCUCAACCCUCUAAUGUCGAACAAUCAAAAAUACCCCUGUACAAUACUGGUCCAAAUUUAACUGAUGAGUUUAGGACUCCAACAUCCCAAUUAAAAAAGAAGGUGAGCUCAUCUUCUCAAACACCAACUGAUUUCGCCAGAUCAAAACAAAUACAAGAUUCUUAUGUACCAGAUUUCAACGAUUUUCAAACCAAUAGUGAAAUGUAUGGAAUCAAUGCCUCAGGAUUUAUUACACUUCCUCCAACUACAGAAACACAAGAAGAACUAAGAUUUCCUUCAUCAACCAAAGCCAAUUUUACUCAUAAGGUUCAAAGCUAUCAAGAGACAAAGGAGGGCUUUGUCGUACCCGUUGUUGAAACUGACUUAUUUCCUAAUCCUCAAAAACUAAAUUAUUUCAGACCUGUAACAACUUUUGACAACUCUGGAGCAAAAUUAAUAUUAUCAAUCAAUCUAGGAGAGGGAAGAAUAUGUAAAGUUGGUGUUGUUUCUGGAGACAACAUAUUCCAACUUGCUGAUCUUGUUAUUAAACAACAUCAAGUAGAUCCCAAAUUAAGACAAGAAAUAGCGUUCAACAUAAGAAACUCCAUCAACAAAUAUAUAGAAAAGCAACAAGGAACUGAUUCUUUUAAAAAGAAUAAUAAUCCAAAAAUUAGAGAAGCAGAACAAUUCAACCAAACAGCACAUUCCUUGUUUCAAAAUUCUACGUCAUUUCAACCUUUCAAUUUUGCUUCAGAUCAUUUACAAACAAGACCAAUCAGACCUCCAAUUCUCCAAUUAAAAAUCACGAUUUCAAAGGGAAAGAGUGGUGUUAUAAUGGUUAGAGAAGGUGAUGACAUUACAGAACUUGCAAAAAAUUUUAUCAAUACAUUUGGAUUAAAAAGAGAACAAUUACCAAAGAUUGUUGAGAAAAUUAAGAAACAUUUGGAAGUGGAGCAGGAAUCAGACCAACCAGAAGAGGUAUUACAACCACCACUUCAAAUUAAACCAAAUAUGGAAAGAGAUUUUAAACCAGAGCCAAAAAGAAAAACAUUAUUCAACCUUGACGUCGAAAUUAGUGAGGGAAAUAGUAAAAUUUUGACCAUUAGGGAAGGUGACAUUGCAACUAAUGUUGCAAAAGAGUUUUCAAGAAGGAAUGGCAUUGGAGGGAAUGCUGAGGUGAUGUUAGUACAACUGAUACAGUAUCAUCUGAAGAAUUAUCUCGAUCAAAAAUCGAAACAAUAA
This is a messenger RNA of Naegleria gruberi, 2052 nucleotides long. RefSeq lists its product as uncharacterized. Bases 1 to 2052 code for a protein of 683 amino acids. Gene Ontology annotation, molecular function: GTP binding; GTPase activity. NCBI's taxonomy places the organism in Eukaryota, Heterolobosea, Eutetramitea, Acrasida, Naegleriidae. The transcript has a single exon. The record is from RefSeq and is a predicted model, not a curated record.